Messenger RNA from Corticium candelabrum, 1203 nucleotides. RefSeq lists its product as uncharacterized. Bases 7 to 1065 code for a protein of 352 amino acids. NCBI's taxonomy places the organism in Eukaryota, Metazoa, Porifera, Homoscleromorpha, Homosclerophorida, Plakinidae. The record is from RefSeq and is a predicted model, not a curated record. The transcript has a single exon.
UUUGGGAUGACAUCAAUAGAAACAACGUGUCAUAUUGCAUUUGUAUCCAGCUGGGCUCACUCUUUAAGUCGUCUUCCUCAUUUGUUUGGAGAUCUCACUAGUCCAAUCAAGAACAUCUCUUGUCCAAUUCCAAGUUGUACUUCUGUUGGAUCCAUUAGUCAUCAGCUUCAUCUCGCUCUACCUGAAGACAAAUCUCUAGCUGAUCUGAUGUGUAACACUAAAAAGUUACAACAAAAAUUGAACUUGCAAAGAACUGACAACAUUGUAUCUUCUAUUCUUGCAAACCCUCAAUCUAAGCGUUCUUCUGCAAGAUUUAGGUCUCUUCAGGGAACAGGAGCAGGUGCGUGGCUUGACUCAAUACCACAAUCAGCGAAGUUUGCAUUAAAGCCUGGCGAGUUUCGUCUUGCAACACGCUUGAGACUGGGUUGUGAAAUGCCCUUGGGAUCUGUUGUGUCAACCUGUGAAUGCGGAAAAGAUGUUGACAGAGAUGGCUAUCACCUUCUAACAUGCAAGAGCGGGGGCGGACCUGUCUGGACUCACGAAACACUGUCCAGUGUAUGGAGCAGCUGCCUACAACAACUUAAAAUGACACACCAAAGGGAACCAAGGAAUUGCUACAUUAAUAGUAAUGAUAGACCUGAUAUCAUUGCAUUUGAUGCACAAUCUGGUUGCGAUAUCGAAUUGGACAUUUCUGUGGCUCACCCAUGGGCACAACAGAUUCUUUCUCAAGCAGCUUUGGAAGAUGGUGCAGCUGCAUCCAAAAGAGAGCUUGAAAAGGCACAGAAAUAUGGUGGUGAGUGGAACAUGUGGGGUCGCACCUCUAACUGCAUUGCCUUGGUUUUCGAACAUUUUGGAAGAUGGGGACAAGAUGCUGUUGACUUUCUCAAUCGCUUGUCACACCAGUCAACAGAUGAAGAUGGAAGAUCAAAUGGCAGAGAGUUCAAGACGUACUGGCGUCGCUGUUUAUCAAUAGCUUUACAAAGAUGCAAUGCUAAUGUUUUAUGUAAAAAAUUAGGAAGAGUAGUACGAUCAAAGGACUCAACUGAACCGUGUUUUGCUAAUUAGAUAGAUUGAUAAAGUAGCCCAUUAUGGGCUCUUAGACUUUGUGAUUUUAGUUCUAAUUGUCUUAGACUGUAAUAGCGAUGAUGUGUGAAAAUAUAUGUAUUGACAGACAGACAGACAGACAGACAGACAGACAGACAG